AUGGCAAGAAACAAGGAUGAUGGUCAAGAGACCCAAAGCGUGGAUCCAAUUUUCGGUCAAGUUAGAGCUUUUUCUUUUGAAGAUUCAAGCGUUGAUCCAGCGGUGAGAAAAUAUCUUAUGGAAGUGCGGGAAGAAGCGCUCAAAACUUCAUGUGUCGGAGCCAGUUUGCAUCGCAGAACGACUACUCGAUUUCGGAUGGUAAAAUCAUUUGACAUGUAUGAUGAGGCGCCUCCCAUUUCGCCUGAGUUGCUUCUUUUCGACAAACACCAAACCACUUGGUUCCCGUGGUUCAAACAAGCGAAAAACAUCUUACAUUCACAACAUUGGACCCUUGAACAGAGCUUAAACACUGAAACAAUGGAUAUUGCUUUACAAAAGGUCAAAAAAUUUUUGGUGUCGAUGAAACAUGAUUCUGACAGUGACACGGACUUGCGUCUCGAACCGCUGAGAAUUGCCCUUAAAGACAUUCCGCUCUAUGAGGAGCCCUUGCAGAUGGCAGAUCAAAGCUGGUUCAAACGAUUUUUGGAUAACAUGGCAAAUCGGCCGCCGGAAAACAAUUUAUCCAAAUUGAAAGUACAUCUCUUCAAAUGUCGCCCCGUUCCAAGAAAUUUUAAUGCCUGGUACCAUUACGUGACUCACAACGACGCAACACGCCAAGAUAUGGAACGAUUCUCUGCAGACCAGAUUUUCCGCGUUGCAAGCUACAUGACUGCGUGGGCUACCGAUAUUGCUAAGGACAAAAACGCCCAGCGUCUUUCACAAUGGAUUCUUUACGUGCUCUUAUACCUUCCGGACCACAUGACUGCCCAGGAAAUUAGCGUGCUACGAGAAUGGGCUAAAAAGGCCCGGCAAUUGAAAUUGAAGUCGCUACAACCCAAAGAAAGAACUAACUUACAAAAUUUAGUGUUGCCGUCUGAUAUGUUUGCAAUCGAGGGACCGCCAUUAGAUCUAUCAGCCAUUGACCUUACAUUGACCGUGAUAGGUAAUCUGUAUGGUCAAACCGAUCUUCUACAGUGGUCUUAA
Molecule: messenger RNA, 1023 nt
Organism: Lachancea mirantina
Lineage: Eukaryota; Fungi; Ascomycota; Saccharomycetes; Saccharomycetales; Saccharomycetaceae
Source: the annotation of a GenBank genome assembly